Molecule: messenger RNA, 648 nt
Organism: Hydra vulgaris (swiftwater hydra)
Lineage: Eukaryota; Metazoa; Cnidaria; Hydrozoa; Anthoathecata; Hydridae
Source: RefSeq, a predicted model, not a curated record
CAGAGUUUUUUAAGAGAGAAAGUUUUUUGAAUUUAAAGUACAAAAAUUUCUCAUUGUCAUAGUAUAUUUUUAAUCGAAUGAAUUUUCCGUUGUUUUUUUUAUCCUUAAUCAUUUUAUAUAUAAAAAAAACUUAUUCAAAAUCGAUACUAAGCGAACAAUUAACGUGCGGUCAAGACAAAGAUGGCUCAGAUAUAUUUAAAAGUGUUGAUGGACAACACUCGUGUACUGUUUGUUUGUGUGCUGAUUUAAAUAAAGGUAUUUCAUAUAAAAACUGUGAAAAAUGUUGUUGUGCAUAUGUUAGGAAGACAAAAAUAAAAGACUACGAACACUUUGAAGAAAAAAGCAUAAAAGAUGAACGAGAAUUAUUUAAAACAAAAAAUGACUUAUACGGUUUGAUAGCGUUAAACUGUUUUUUUUUCUUAACCUCAUUGGUGUCAACCUGUUUAUACCUCAAAAAACGUUUUCGUAGAACCCGCCUCUCUCUUCAAUCAACUGAGAAAGAUGAAUUUAUGAAUGGUGACGUAAAAGUAAUUAUCAAUCAUGAAAAGAUUCAAAAUACCGAUUAAGAAAAUCUGCUACCAGAUUAAAAACUCUUUAUCAUUAGUUUUGUAAAUAUAUGUUUUGUAAAUAUAUAAAUUAUUUUGUAAA